AUGAGCAAUGUGCUCCCGAUGGUAUGGCGUGGCUCAUGCCCUCUAGGCCUGCGAACUUGCUCGCGAUUGCUACCUGCGACGAAUCUACGGAACUCGAUAUUGUCACAACAAGUCACAUAUAGCAGCACAUUGUCAUCAUUUACACACUAUGUGCAGCACUCACAGAAAUGGCGUCAGGCGCCAUCUACGUGGCACACCCGUACUGCAAUCGAAUCACCCGCGACGAUAUUUCGAAGGUCCGCAAAUACAGAUGCCAAACCCGAGACUCCAACCGAACGGGGAAUCACCCUCGAUCGCCAGCCUCUAUCAGCUAGCGAGAUGAAAAAAAUAUUUGGCUCGUCAAAAGUUACGGUUGAAACAGGGAACCGGAUUUUGUCUUUGCUUCAAGGUCGCCGAUUCGCAGGAACUCUGGAUAUGCCGUUUCCUCCCGACAUUACAAAAGCCGUUCGACCUAAGACGAUAGAAAAAGGGCUGCAUUGGCUACGAGAGAAUUAUUCAAUGGAUGAAGACGCAGCUAUAAUGGCUCGAAUUGAGCGCGAGGAAAAGGAAGAAGAAGAGAGGCUAUACCGGCAGGUGCAACAGUUAGGUCCCCAGAGUGGACACUGGGGUGCACGACUUGGCGAAGGAGAAGAUAUUUACGGGGAAAGCAUAAUAAAGAAGAAUCUUAAGCAGAAUGAGGCAAGGUUGCUUGCCGAGGAAGAGAAAGCGCGGCAAGAAUGGCUCGAGAGCGAGCUGAAGGAACAGGAGAAGAUGCAGAGUCAUAUCAAGAAAAACACCCAGCUCCAGAAGUACACUGAGGCUGCGGUUGUCGAGGCUCGCCCGCGUGCUGAUCCUAAAGAGCGUCCGUUCCUCGCAUGGGCUCAAAAACAUUACCUUCGAGCGGAGAACACUAACACUGACUUCAACACCAUAUCUACAGCCGGUCGAAUACUCCCAGCUCUCGGUGUAACGCUACUUACACUGGGUCUUUGUUACAUCUAUGCGGAUACAUACGUUCCACCGAAUAAUAGUACGCGGAUGUGGCCUGAUAUUCCGCCGGCUGCAGCUACAGUCUUUGCAAUCAUUGGCGUUAACGUGGCAGUAUAUUGCCUGUGGAAAAUCCCCCCUGCAUGGCGACUACUCAAUCGAUAUUUCAUCAGUGUUCCGCUAUAUCCAUAUGCACUGAGCGUCGUUGGUAGUGUUUUCAGUCACCAACAAUUUAAACACCUAGCCACGAAUACACUCAUUCUAUGGCUCAUUGGCUCGAGACUACACGAUGAAAUCCAACGUGGCAAUUUCCUAGCUGUCUACCUCUCAGCUGGCGUAUUUGGAUCAAUAACAUCGCUGACAGCCCACGUCUUGCUGGGGAAGCUAACCAUAACAUCCCUCGGUGCUAGCGGCGCGAUUGCUGGGCUAGUGGGAAGCUGGUGUAUGCUUCAUGCAGAUCACAAAUUAGUUCCCAGCUUCCUCCCCCACGAGUGGCGAGAAUAUGUCGCCGUAAACGGAUCUACAGUAUUAGCAGGAAUCGUCGCCUUUGAGAUUCUGAGCCUUAUAUCACCCUUCAAGGUCGCCAAGCUUGAUCACUGGGCUCAUCUUGGCGGCUAUUUUGCUGGUGCAGUGUGGGCCACUUUGUACAAAUCCAAGUUGGAGAAGGAGAAGAGGAGGCGACGCGAGGCACGUGGCUGGUUAGACCGUUUUGCGCCAAGCUCAUAA
Messenger RNA from Talaromyces proteolyticus, 1692 nucleotides. Its product is annotated as putative rhomboid family protein. Bases 1 to 1692 code for a protein of 563 amino acids. Gene Ontology annotation, molecular function: serine-type endopeptidase activity. The transcript has 5 exons. Gene Ontology annotation, cellular component: membrane. NCBI's taxonomy places the organism in Eukaryota, Fungi, Ascomycota, Eurotiomycetes, Eurotiales, Trichocomaceae. The record is from RefSeq and is a predicted model, not a curated record.